ACUUGAAUCGGCGUGACAGGAAACAAAUGUUUUGUUUGUUUGAUAACAUAGAAUCAGCAAGUUAAAAUAAAAAUAUGUGGAGAUUCAAGCCUUCAAAAUACAAAAAUGCUGUUCCAAAAGUUCCAAAGAAAAAUGAGGGUUGGAUUACAGACAUUUCUGUUGGCUCUUUGCCUUCAUUUGGUAACCACAUCAAAGCUAGUUCAUUGUUUAUGGCUUUCAAUGUGGAAUCUGGAGGUGGUGGAAAUUUAGGUCUUUUAUCUAUAAAUGACUCUGGCAGUAAAAACAAAAACCAAUCCCUCCUAAGGGCACAUUCAGAGUUUGUCACCGAUUUUGAGUUUUGUCCUUAUGAUGAUGGAAUUUUGGCUACUGGUUCUCAAGAUUAUCAUGUAAAGCUAUGGAGAAUCUCUGAGGAAAGUUUGACAAGCAAUGUGCCUAGCAAUCCAGAGAUUGAUAUUUUAUUGCAACAGAAAGUAGAAAUUGUAAAAUUUCACCCUCAAGCUGAUUGUAUUUUAUCAACAGUGGAAAGCAAUAAUAUACGUCUUUGGGAUGUAAAUACUAAACAAUGUAUUUAUGUUGAUUCUAGUCAUGAAGAUGUUGUUCAGUCAAUUUUUUGGAGACAUUCCGGUGACUUGCUAGCUAGUUGCGGCAAGGAUAAAAUGUUGCGACUAUGGGAUCCUAGAGACCCAGCAAAGAACCAGAGUGCUGCUAGUCAUAGCAACAACAGGGAUUCAAGAGUAGUGUGGCUUGGAGACACUCAGCAAUUAAUAACUACUGGAUUUGGAAGUGGCCGAGAAAGAGAAGUCCUUUUACGUGAUAUUCGGAAGCUUGAAGAUCCCGUAGCAUCUUACUCCGGAGAUUCCAGUCUUGGUGUAUACAUUCCAUUGUUUGAUCCGGAUACGAAUAUGUUAUUCUUAGUAGCAAAGGCUGAUACAGCAAUCUCAUUUUGGGAAGUUCUUGAUCAUGCUCCAUUUUUACAAGAAGCUACAAAAUAUCUUGGUGAAAUACAAGCAAAAGGUGCUACUUUACUUCCAAAACGAGCUUUAGAAGUUAUGGACGGUGAAGUUAAUAGAUUGCUUCUAUUAGGUCAGGAUUGUAUUGUUCCUAUCUCAUUUCAAGUUCCUCGAAAGUCUUACAGGGAAUUUCAUGCUGAUUUAUUUCCCGACACAUUUGCUCCAGAACCAUCUUUAACUUCAUCUCAGUGGCAAUCAGGAGAAAAUAGCAAGAUUUUCAAAGUAAGUCUCAUGCCAUCAAACACAAAAGGGUUAUUAAUUAAAAGGAACCACAUUUUGGGUUCUGGUGCUAAAAAGGAAGUCAUUAAUACAUCUACUGUUAAACCAGUAUCUGAAACAAAAACGGAAAAGAUGUCUAGAAAGGAAGAGCUCAAAGUUGAAAAGGUGGAACAUGCCAAUGUAAUUUCAAAACCUGUUCCUGCAAGAAAGCCUUCUCCUCCAGUAAAACCCAAGUCUAUUGUGGUAGAUGGCCAAAAAAAUCUGAAACCUUCAUCACCAGUAUUGAAACCGAAACUGAGUCAAAAUAUAAAACAGCCUGCUUCAAAUGAAAACAAAGAUAAAGAUAACCCAAACAAUAAAAACCCAUCACCUUCCACUCGCCGACCUGCUCGCACAUUUGGAAUGCGUGUGUCCAAAUUUCGCCAUUUAAAUGGUUUAGUUUCCCCCAAAGAAUGUCAUAUAACAGAUUUAGCAACUUUAACAAGAACUAUUCCUGGAGAAUGUAAUGGAUUUUCUGCUAAUGAACAUAGAGUUGCCAUACCAAUCGGUGCUGCUGGCAAUUUUCUUGCUGUAUUAGAGCUUUCUAAUUCAGGACGUGCACCAGCUGUUGCUGAUAUGCCGGGUGUCUUAACUGGUUAUAGCAUAAUGGAUUUUUCUUGGGAUCCAUUUGAUGAUUGUCGACUUGCUGUGGGUUGUGACUCUGGAGAUAUUCAAAUUUGGACAGUACCUGAAGAAGGUUUGAAGUGUAAAAUGGAAGACGCAUCAGUAGUCUUUAAAGCUCACUCAGAAAAAGUUAAUAUUGUAAAAUUUCAUCCUUGUGCUCAAAACGUAAUUGCCACUGCAUCAUCAGAUCUAUCUAUUCGUAUAUGGGAUUUAACGUCUUUAGAAGAGAAAAUAUGGCUCUCUGGACAUAAAGAUCAAAUACUGAACUUUGCUUGGAGUUCUGAUGGCCGUUUUCUUGCUUCUGUUAGCAAAGAUCAAAAAGUUCGACUUUAUGAUCCUCGUUCUUCUUCUCAACCAAUAAAAGAAGGAACUGGUCCUCAAGGAACUCGAGGAGCAAGGGUAGCCUGGGUGUUGAAUGAUGCGUAUUUUGUUGUGUCUGGAUUUAGCAAAGUUUCUGAAAGACAAAUAUAUCUAUAUGAUAUAAAAGAUAUUACCAAUCCCAUAGCCGAUAUUGGAAUAGAUGUCAGUCCAGCAACUUUAGUUCCAUUCUAUGACAGUGAUAGUUCAACUUUAUUUUUAAGUGGGAAGGGAGAUUCUGUUGUAUUUGCAUAUGAAGUAGCUACAGAUAGUCCUUAUUUUCACCCAUUAUCUCAUUAUAAAUGUAGUAAUCCUCAUCAAGCACUGUCAUUUUUGCCAAAAUGUGUUUGCAAUGUGAGAGAAGUAGAAUUUGCAAGGACCAUACGUUUAACUCCAUGUACUAUAGAGCCCAUGUCAUUCCAUGUUCCUCGAUUAAGGUCGGAAUUCUUUCAAGAUGAUUUGUUUCCACCUACACGUAAAACCUGGGUACCUUCUCAAACUAGUUCUGAAUGGUUUUCAGGCAUCAACAGACCUGCAGAAGUUAUCAGCUUGAAACCAGAUGAUAUGACUCUUUUAAGUGAUGCACCUCCACCAGUAAAAGCAACUCCAAAGUCACAGCCAUCACCCAGUAUUGUAUUUGAAGGUGAAGUUGCAUUAGCGAGUUCAUUAGCAUUUUUGCAAAACAGUAAAGAAAAAGAAGAAAAGAUUGUUCAGUCAAUGCUUUCUCAGUGUGAAUUGGUGGAAGACAGUCUCCCACAAGAAGCAUUUGAAGGGGUUGAUCCUGAUGAAUGGGAAGAAGAAAAGGAUCAAACACAAACAAAAUGAGUUCAUUAAUAGGUUGUUUGCAUUCCUAAAUUUUUAAAUUAAAUCAUGACAAUUUUAUUUAUUAUUUAAAGUUGAUUGUUUUAUGAAUUUUAAUAUGCAUUAUCAUGUACUGUAAAUAGUGAUUAAUGCCAUAUGAUUUGUAUAUAUUAAUUUGUAUAUUUAUACUUUUGUUAUUUGUUUGAACCAUGACUUUUUGCCAUACAUAAUUACCAGACCACAUUUUGCCAAACAUUAGUACAAAAUGCUGCUAAGCACAACCUUGUAUCAAAAAACUUUACUUGCUUGGGACCAUAAUUUUAAAAUUUUUGAUGCUAAAUAUAAUUCAUAAUCACUAUACAUAGGUUUUUAUCAAAUAUGAAUCAAUGCUGCUGGUAAUAUUUUACGUGCAAGGACUCUGAAAAAUGUAAUUUUAAAAUUCUUUAUACAAAGAAAUUAUUUCAUACACAUAAGUUGGCAAGCUUCAUCAUUUUAUCUAAGCGUUGUUAUUACAUCUGCUUUGUUAUGUGUUAAGUUUUUAUAAUUAUAUUUUAAUUACUCGGAAUCAAAAAUUAUUUUUUAAGUAAUUGUUUUAUCAAAGAUUGAGUUUUAAAAAUUGUAACUACAUUUAAAUAAUAAAUACUAUGUCUUCGUUCACAACAAAGAGGCUUAUGACAAAAAUUUUCUGUUGUAAUCUUUUUAGUUGUUUCAUCAUAAAAAGUGGUAUUUCAAAAUGAAUUUUUCUUUAUUUACAAUGAAUUUCAUUAACUGGACUUAUACUCAUUCAUAAUAUUUACAAUUUACUGGCAUUUCACCUACUAGAAACCUGCAGUAAUAUUUUUAUUGUUUUCCAAUUAACCCAUUUUAUCCCACUGUCCUAUUUAAAGGACAGCAGACGGUUUAAUCAAUCUUUAAAAAUAACAUUCUUCUCAAACUUAAGAAAAAUAAAUAAAUUGGUAUAAAAUGAGUUAAAUAAAGCACUUUUAAAUUUUUAGGUAAAAAUAUUUCAUUAAACAAAUUGUUAGGAGUUUAAAUGGCUUCUGUCUGCCAGCAAAAUUAAAUUAAGGUAUUUCUUACUUCAAUAUUAUUGUUAUUUUAUAUUUUUAAUGAUAAUCAAGCAAUGUUCCCGGCAAUAAAGUUCUGCUUUGCCCUUUUUAUUCUCAUAAUUAUAUUUGAUAUAAUGGAUAUCUAAAGAAAAUAAGGAAGAAAUAUAACCUUACAACAUGAAAAAAAAAAAAAAAAAAGCAAUUAAUGCUUUACUUUUUUAAUUUUCUGCAAAUUACUAAAAGGGCAUUAGAAAAAUUUGUUGAAAUUUAAAAUAUGAAAAUUGUUUUUGAGGUGUUUUAGCCUCCAAGAAUGUAUUACCUUGCUGAAAGGGGGGGAAAAUCUAUGGGAUGCCACAAGAUGACCGUUUUCCCACAUGAUUGCUCAUUUUUUGUAUGUACUUCGAAAAUUUGUGUUAUUUAUUUUGUUGUUUUAUUGUGUAUCACUAAGUGAUUAAUAGUCAUUUGUUUGCUUUUUUUAUAUUUACAUAAAAUUCUAAAUUUAAAUAUAUCAUGAUAUAAAACUAUUAACCAGCAAAUAAACAGCUUUUGUAUCAUGAAAAUGUCUUUAAGUAAGGAAAUGUCGAUUUAAUGUUUUUAGUGUUGUAACAUCCAAAAGAAAAUGAAUAUUUUCCUUAAAAUAAUCUGGACAUAGUCUCAUUUAAAUACUUUCCUGUUUGUGUUCAUGAACUGUGCUCAUGAAUAUUGAUAAACUUAAAAUUUUGUUUCAUAACUUGAAUGCUUGUUUAUUUCAUUCCAACAUUGUACCAUAUGUAAAUCAGAUUUUGUAAGAGAAAUGAAUUUUAAUAAGCAGUAUUUUUAAAGAUUUUAUUUUUUGUUACAUUAUUUCUGAAUGGAGAAGUGAUAUAAUACCUUUCAAGUUUUUUUAUUUUAAACAUUCUUUAUAUUUCCUUGUAGAGUGAGUGUGUAAUAUGUGUUAAGAGUAUGUCAGAUGUAAAAAAAACUUAUAUGCAAAAUGAAUUUUUAAUUUUUUACAUAUAGAAUUCUUUUAUAAUAUACACAUAAAAAAAGUUAUUUGCUGCAUUCUUUUUUCAGUUAAAUGAUUAUCUAAAUAGGAAAAUAAUUUUAGUUAUUGUAGUAAUAUUUUGGUUUCUUUUAAAUUAUUAUUGAAAAUGAUAUGACUAAAUCAAUAUAGGCUUUUAAAUAAUGGAUUCUACACUGUAACUAGGACAAAUGUUAUAUUAUUAUUCCACUUGUAGUAAAAAUUGGAAACUUAGCUUGUGAAAACUUGCAUUUUAAAUUAUAAUAAAAUAAAAAUUUUAAUU
Uloborus diversus is the source of this 5379-nucleotide messenger RNA. It is a transcript of the gene pod1, whose product is annotated as coronin-7-like. Gene Ontology annotation, molecular function: protein binding. The transcript is spliced from 25 exons. Bases 75 to 3074 code for a protein of 999 amino acids. The record is from RefSeq and is a predicted model, not a curated record. Lineage: Eukaryota; Metazoa; Arthropoda; Arachnida; Araneae; Uloboridae.